CGACAACACAGUGUCUUUAAAACAUUGGCGGUCGAAGCAAACGACAAUGUAACGUUUGCUUUCAGAAUUAUCGUAAUAACGUUUUGUUUUAUGUCACAUACAUCAGUAUGAUGCAGAAUAAGGAGAAUUGUGAUCCUAAAGGGCUACAUAGACCGCAAGUUCAAAUGCCCUCUGCACCAGACGCUACAGACAAAAAGGCAAUUACAGGUCCUGGGAGAGAGCUUGCCACAUCUUCAUCCAGUGCAGCUCUAACAAACAGGAAAUUCACCAUCAAUGACUUUGACAUUGGGCGGCCACUCGGAAAAGGCAAAUUUGGGAACGUUUACCUGGCCCGGGAUAAGAAGCUGGACUUCAUCGUGGCGCUGAAGGUGCUCUUCAAGUCUCAGAUGGAGAAAGAGGGCGUGGAGCACCAGCUCAGGAGGGAGAUCGAGAUUCAGUCCCACCUUAGACACCCCAACAUCCUGCACUUCUACAACUACUUUCAUGACCGCACCAGGGUCUUCCUAAUCCUGGAGUACGCACCGCGGGGGGAGAUGUACAAAGAGCUGCAGAAAUGUGGUCGCUUUGAUGACCAGCGCACUGCUACGUACAUGGAGGAGUUGUCUGAUGCGCUGCUGUACUGCCAUGAGAGAAAGGUGAUCCAUCGGGACAUCAAGCCUGAGAACCUGCUGCUGGGAUUCCGAGGGGAGCUGAAGAUAGCAGACUUUGGCUGGUCUGUCCACGCACCAUCCCUAAGGCGCCAUACAAUGUGUGGAACACUGGACUACCUGCCCCCAGAGAUGAUUGAGGGAAAGCCCCACGAUGAGAAUGUGGACCUGUGGUGCAUCGGGGUGCUCUGCUAUGAGUGCCUAGUUGGAAAACCCCCGUUUGAAACCGCCAGCAACUCUGAAACGUACAAGCGCAUCACAAAGGUGGACCUGCAGUUCCCCAAAGUGGUGUCUGACGGGGCUCGGGACCUGAUCUCUAAGCUGCUCCGCCACAGCCCCUCCAAGCGGCUGCCGCUGCGGAAUGUAAUUGACCACCCAUGGGUGAAAAACAACUCACGGCGGGUCCUACCUCCUGCCUUUCCUCUCAAGAAACCCUGACGUCAGUUGUUCCAGCCUGUUACAAACUGCCAAAAAACGCUAAAAGCACCAUAGAGACAAAUAUAUGUACUGCUGAUUGGGAGGGACUAUGGUGAUGGAUAUGUUUUUUGUUGUCUUUUUUCCUUCACUUUCAAGGGUUUCACUUUUUGUUACCUGGACAAUCUUCAUCCACAAGGUUUAAAGGGGUCUUUUAACUUCUAAUUUCUCUGAUUUUAUAAGAUCUGAGAGGUUCGGGGGGAGAGUUUGGGAAAACCUGAACUAGAAUACUGUCAUUUAUAUUUCAAUUUACUCCAAGAACAGGUUAAGGCUGCCCUCUACUGGUAGAAAUGAGGAAGGCCAUUGAGAAUAAGGAUGAUUCCUUUAUAAUUCUUAAAUGGAUUUCAAGAAGAGUAUGUCUGUUUACUAAGUAAAGUCUUUUCAGUUUUUGUACAUCAUGUAUAUAACGUCCUCUACAAGCAAAGUUUAUGUAUCUGUGAAAUUUCCUUGUACAACUGUUUUGAAAUAAAUCAUACCAAAUGUGAGGGAACCUUG
This is a messenger RNA of Salvelinus namaycush (lake trout), 1616 nucleotides long. Its product is annotated as aurora kinase B-like. The record is from RefSeq and is a predicted model, not a curated record. The transcript has 9 exons. Gene Ontology annotation, biological process: protein phosphorylation; regulation of cytokinesis; mitotic spindle organization. NCBI's taxonomy places the organism in Eukaryota, Metazoa, Chordata, Actinopteri, Salmoniformes, Salmonidae. The coding region runs from base 108 to 1085 and encodes 325 amino acids. Gene Ontology annotation, cellular component: spindle pole centrosome; spindle midzone; spindle microtubule. Gene Ontology annotation, molecular function: protein kinase activity; ATP binding.